UUUGAUUUUAUUUGCAAUAAUUUUUUUUAUAUUUCUUUAAAAUUUAAAUUAUACUUGUGGAAAAAUGAUAUCGUUUAACUUAAUAUUGAUGUUGCUGGUUUCUGUAAAGACUGUGGAAUGUGCAGACGACCAAAUUGAAGCACGUAAACUUUCAAUAAACUCAAAAAUCCACAUUUUCCUUCUCAAAUUGAUGGGAAAAUAUGAAUUGUUAACAACAGAACCUGAAAUAAAUUCAACAACUACACUUCCGACCACAACAACUCAACCAACUACAACAACCACCAGAAAACCAAGAAAGACAAAAACAACAACAACAAUAACACCAUUAAGUACCACAACUGAUCUUCCAUAUGUUGUUGCAGAAAAUAGAAUGCGAUUCGUACCUGGACGUGGUUUGGUAAAUGAACGAGUUCCAGUCGUGGAUUGGGAAAAUAAGAUGUAUCUGUCAUGGAUUAAACAAGGAAAAAUUGAUGAAUUGCCAAUUGGUCUAUAUAAGUUGUACACGACAACAAUGAGAACAACAACAACUUCGAGAAUAUUAACUGAUAGCGAUUAUUAUAGUGAUAGUCGAGAGAGCAAUUGAAUAUAAAAUAAAUGUGACGCAUUAACAAUCCUGA
Chironomus riparius is the source of this 617-nucleotide messenger RNA. Lineage: Eukaryota; Metazoa; Arthropoda; Insecta; Diptera; Chironomidae. The record is from the annotation of a GenBank genome assembly.